AUGCUUGUUCUAUUUAAAAAAUGCAGUGAGGAAGGCCUCGCACUAAUAACAGAGUUCUUUGAGGCACUAACUUUGGAGAGGAGCACUUCGGAAGAAACAAGUACCGAAGAAUCUUUUGGUUUGGUGGAGAUCGUUUGGACCACUGAGUUGGCCCAACUCUUAGCCGACCAUAGCAUUCAGUUAAAGAAUAUUAUCGACGAAAGCGUUUCAGCUGGGCUCAGCUGUGGGAAGAAGUGGACUGGUGUUGUAAAAUGGUUCAGCUGUAACACCCUUCCGGUGCCUAGAUGCCAUGCCAUUCGAAGGAAGCACGAGGGCUGGGUUACUGCCCAAGCCCAAAACUCUUUAAGUUGUAGGUUAAAGAAAACUGUAGGCCGAAUUUGUUGUCCUAAACACAAGAUAAACUAUUGUUGCCCUUAUUUUUGCUCGAGUUUUAUCAUGGUAUUUGGAACGAGAGCCCAGCUACGCAGAGCAAAGUGA
Messenger RNA from Opisthorchis viverrini, 477 nucleotides. RefSeq lists its product as hypothetical. Bases 1 to 477 code for a protein of 158 amino acids. The transcript is spliced from 2 exons. The record is from RefSeq and is a predicted model, not a curated record. Lineage: Eukaryota; Metazoa; Platyhelminthes; Trematoda; Opisthorchiida; Opisthorchiidae.